GCCCAGAGCUGUUGCCUUUGAUGGAUGAUGGUAGAAAGAAGGGUAGUUCCUGUUGUUUUAAAUUGCUAAAAUUACAGCAUACCUGACCUUAUUCAUUCACCUCAUUUUUUACUGCCUAUUUGCAUCAUCGGCAGUCGUGGUAGCAGAGCUACGGGUCGUCCUUGGUGGUUCUUGCCUCGUGCAACACAAACACAGCCUCAGGUUCCUUCCCUCUCUUCGCUCACUCCGUUAUACCUGCUGUGCAACCUUUCUCACGUCAUACCGAAUUGCAUUUGCUCUCACGCCUCACACAAAAGCACAUUAUUUAUCAUUUACAGCUCAACAUCAACAUUCAGAUCGCUUGUUACAAGAACAGGAUCACACUGUUUCAUUGUUGCAAAGGUCAGGGCUCUACACUGUUGCAAUUCGCAUUACAGCGCAGAGAAACGAGGACGAGGACGAGGACAGGAUAGUACAACAUCAAACUCGACAGAACCAAUCCAUUCUGUGCCUGGCGCUUCGGAACACAUGAACGAGAAUACAAUUGUUCUUCGAUCAUCAAUCCACAUCGAACCAACGUCUCGAAGAGCACGCAGGUCUGCGUCGGGAAUCCAACUGAUUGCAUCCGCCCUUGUGGUCAUGAACUAUCCUACUUCCUGCAAUUCUCCCUUCGCCACUGUUUGAUACAGUCACACCCGAACCAGUCUCGAGCAUCUAGCGCCAUUCAGCUUCAAUUCCAGUCUGAACUGUUUUGCCUUGUUCUCACAAAACACCAAUUUCCACCACGAGUGACUCUGAUUCACCCCAAAGGUCACUUCGGCUUACAGCUCGUCUCUUUAUUUCCUCCACUGAUAAGUCUUCACUACAUCAGAUCUGGCAUCCUGCGCAACGUUAACUUGCCUCUUCACUGACCAAAGGUUCAAUAUGGCCAAUGGUUUCGGAAGCCUCGAGCGCUUCUUCGCAAAGAAGAAGACGCCAGCCGCCUCGACCGAUGCAGUUGAGCCUGCUUCUAACCCUCCAACAAUACCUCAGUUUCCUUCACCUUCUUUUAUUCGCCCAAAAACAAGUCGCAUGGCGGCGCGAGAGGAAGUAAGAAAGCAGCCGGGUAAUCGAGUUCCAUCUCUAACGGCUCCUCUUUCUCCUCAUCGGGUGGACUUGAUGCACACCCAAAGCCCUAUGCGAUUCUCAAAUUCGCAUAAGUUACAGUACUCCCCUCUCAAGGCUUCUUUCAUGCCUACACAAGACGAUUCCUUCCUAGACGAGUUUGAUGUUUAUCAAUUUCCGCGACCUCCAACCCGCCAGGGAGAAACAUCUGCUUCUUCAUCUACCUGUGAUCCAAAAUCAUCCAUGGAAGCCCCUAGUGAGCGUAGCCUUUCAUUACGACAUUCGAGAAAGCCUGCAACUAGAACUUCGCGGCUCAAUACUCCCCCAUCCUCAGACCUGGAAGAUGAGGGUGCCUGCAGCCCUCAGUAUUUCCGCGACAAAAAGCUUCCGGCAUUGCCUCCCCAGAAGCCCCCGACGCCAGAGUCUUCACCAGAGCUUCGUCCGGUUCACAUUGCUCAACUGCGAACAUCCAAGUCUAUCGACUUUCUGAACAGGGCAGUUUGCAAGGACAUUCGCCGCCAUUUCACCAAAACUUCGGAUCAGAGGCCACUUCGAAAAGCUAUCAGUCAGACUAGUUUGGAAGACACCACAAAUAUGCUCUCCAUUACUAGCUCUACACUCCGAGAACCAGACUUUAACGAAUUUUUCAACCUCAGUGAUGAUGACAUUGCUGAAUCGGCUCCCGCAGAUGCGGAUGCGGUAGAGACAUCAACAUACGCCACUGCCCCUUCUGCCCCCGAUUCUCCUCGUUCUUCCCUCCUGACACUCACCCCACCUUAUGCAAGCAAGCCUGCAACUGCUGCAGCAUUUGAGGCGGCUAGGAUUGCCAAACGCUACAACUUCGAUCUCGUUUACGUGGUCAAUCUAUGGACUGACUAUGAGCGAAUCAAUUCUGAAAGCCCCGCCAGCAUGAACUCACCAAGCAAGAAAUUUGGACCCUUGUCUGGUCGUCUUCUCGCCGCUUAUGGACUGGAAAAUGUCAAUAUGCCUUUCCAAAUAUCAACAACAGCUCAUAGCAAGAUUUUGAAGACUCCAGGUUGGAUCGAGUAUCGAGCAAAGGAGGUCCGUAAUGAUGAAUUUGCGCGAGGCUAUGCCUGUGCUUUCUACACUGGCGAGUGUUCAACAGGGAGCUCUGCCAUCUCGAGAAACUCUUCUUCAACAUGCUCUAUCCAAUCCAUGAACACUGGCCAUGGAAUCAUUUUCGCGGCGUAUCGAAAACCGCGAGCUGACGGUAGCUUACUUGGAAUUUCUUCUGGUCCUGCCGAUCUUGUCAACGUUCACAAGGAUGCGGAGGCACUUGUCGAAAUGCUCGUGGACAUCCAUGUAACGAAUAGACUUCGAGAGCCUCAAUCGCGUUGCUAUCAAUCAGAAGAGACAGGCCCAAUGCCGUCCCAACGAAAUGGGCGUCUGUAAGGCCAACAUCAGGUCUCAUCCUUACAGACUACACGACAACGAGAUAUGCUUACACGACUUCAUUUCAUUUGUCUUUCAUGCGAGCAGGUCAUGCUUCGCUACGAUGUUUUUGUAAAAUUUUCGUUUACUUGUUUGACUCAAGAUACCACAACGGGCGGUCACCUGUCGAUUUUCGUUACACGUUACGGUCAUGAAUGGGCGUCACAAUUGAUAUUGCCAGGUCGCUUUUGUACACCGGCACAAAUUUUGAGGAAUGUGGUUAUAGAACCAGCGGAGGAAAUGUUAAUGCGCCUCAAGUAAUGGUCGGCAAUAGUUUGUCAUCUAUGAGCCAUUGAUAGGCAAUGUGUGGAUGAACUAUACUUGAUGCUUGAUGCGUUAUGAUUAGGGGAAGCAAUGGGAUCUUUAGUCAACCCAAACCCACCAUGACAAUUAAAUGAACAAAACCUCUUAAUACCUCUC
Molecule: messenger RNA, 2955 nt
Organism: Fusarium verticillioides 7600
Lineage: Eukaryota; Fungi; Ascomycota; Sordariomycetes; Hypocreales; Nectriaceae
Exons: 2
Coding region: 904-2496 (530 amino acids)
Source: RefSeq, a predicted model, not a curated record